UUGCUGAUGAUUCUGAACGCAGCUCACAGUUUGUCUACUUCCACUCCACCGCUACGUCAUUUCCGUUAUGCUACCAUCUGCGAGAGUUUUGUCCAAGAUGGCGUCAACGCAGUUAACGGAUGAGGAGCUUUUCUCAGAAUUAAAGCGAUUUGGUUUCACUCCAGGCCCGGUUACCGAAAACACUCGCCCGGUAUAUUUGAAGAAAUUGAAGAAGCUCCGCGAAGAGCAACAGCAGCGAGGAUCCAGGUCCGGUAAAACCCGGAGCGGCGGGGCCAUCAACAGCACCAGUGGCGGAGGCAACACGGCGGGAUCCAGGCCAGCCAGCCAUGACGUCACGCACCUGAGCUCUAGCAGGAGACCGGGCAGGAAGUCCUCCGUCCUCGGGUUCAGCUCCGACGAAUCUGACGCCGAAGCUCCACUGAAAAGAGAAGGCCUAAACCACAGCAGUAAGUCCGACCGAAACUCCAGUUUGCUACAGCAAACGAAGGUACGGCCCGUUACAACAUCAAGAAUGGCCACCAAGAUUCAGUUUGGCGCUACCAGUACGCUGAAUAGCAACAAUUCUUCCCCCGGUCCGGGUGGACAGAGAAGCGUCUCGUUGGGCUGGGGGGUUCGUGCCAGAUCCAGACCCAGCCCCGAGGCCGAGGGGAGGGAUUACGACGAAUCGGGGGACGAGGACGACCACGAGGGGGGAAUGGAGCAGAACUCUCGAUCUUUAAAUGGCAGCGGGGCUCCUCAUUUAAACGCUAGCAAGCUAGCUGGGGAUUACUCUGACUCUGACGAGGAGGAGGUUAUGGGCCGGAGUGCCGGGGACCAGCUUGGACGCAGCCCCCCAAAAGCUGGGUUUCAUUCCCACAAAGCGGGCCAAAGGUCCCAGACGGGAGUGGCCGCCAGACAGGUUAACCCGCCCGAUAUUCUAAAUAUGGUGGCGAGCCGGGGGGAGGAAGAGGAGGUUAACAGACGGGACCCGUCGCCAGCCUCGCGCUGCCACAACUUUGCCAGGAAACCCAUCUACGUGUCGCUCGCCGAGAACCGCGCAGGAGAAGCCGGCGAGAACAACCACGUCGACGGCGAGGACGAAGCACCCAGAAGCGGCAGCAGAAGUCGAUUCGCCAUCGGGUUGAGACCGCGCUUCUCCAACUACAGCAGUCUGUCUCAGACGUACAGGGGCGGCCACCCCAACCACACCGCCCCCAACCACGCGCACAGCCCGGCGGUGCUGAAGCAGAGGCUCUCCGUGCCGGAGGAUGAUUUGCUCCAGCAGUUCAAAAGGGACGAGGUGGCCUCCUCGAGUAGCUUCAGCGCUCACUACCUGUCCAUGUUCCUGCUCACGGCAGCCUGCCUUUUCUUUCUGCUGCUGGGCCUCAUGUACCUCAGGAUGAGGGGCUCUGGGUCCUCGGAGGUCGAUGGAGUUAUUAAAAGCCACCCGUUUGGCGGGGACUUUGACGCUUAUGACAAGGCGACGAAGGACCUGAUCCUAAAGCUGCUGCUCAAUCUACACGACCACCUGGCCAUCGUCGCAGGCCAGCAUGACUGUGGAGACCAGCAGUAUCACAACAGGAGUCUGUCCUUGGAAGAGGCCUCGGCGUAUCUAGUGGUUCAGAAUCCAGAGUUUGAUGGAUUCAUUGAAACGGCUCUGGAGUGGAUCAUCCGGACAGGCCAGGAUGUUGGCAUAAGGCUGACUGGGCAGGUAGCUGAUGAUCCGCUGAUCGAUGUGUCCGAGAUCUCUCGGCUGGAGUCCACGCAUCCCAAGAUGCCCUUCAUGUGCCGCUUCCGCAGAGCCUUCCUCACUGUCAUCAGCCGAGUCUUCCUCAUUGCAGUCGUGGCGGGCUGUGCGUGGAGUGUGGUCUACUACGUAAAGUAUCGCUGGAGGAAAGAGGAGGAGCAGACCCGGCAGAUGUACGACAUGGUAGAAAGGAUCAUUGAUGUGUUAAGGAGCCACAGUGAGGCCUGCCAGGAGAACCUGGACCUGAAACCCUACCUGCCCAUUCCCCAUGUCAGAGACUCCCUGGUUCAGCCUCAGGACCGGAAGAAGAUGAUGAAGGUUUGGGAGCGGGCAGAGAGGUUCCUUUCAGCCAACGAAUCCAGGAUUCGAAAAGAGUCUCAGAGAAUCGAUGGAGGCGACUUCCUGGUGUGGAGAUGGAUCCAGCCUUCGCUCAGUUGUGACAAGACCUUGAUGCCCUCCAAAGUGUGGCAGGGAAAAGCUUUUCCUCUGGACCGGAGGAACUCACCCCCCAACAGCCUAACUCCGUGUCUGAAGAUCAGAAACAUGUUUGACCCGGUCAUGGAGGUCGGGGAGAGCUGGGACCUGGCCAUCCACGAGGCCAUUCUGGAGAAGUGCCACGACAAUGACGGUAUUGUCCACAUCGCAGUGGACAAGAACUCCCGAGAGGGCUGUGUCUACGUCAAGUGUCUCUCUGCGGAACACUCGGGGAGAGCCUUCAAGGCACUACACGGCUCCUGGUUUGAUGGUAAGCUGGUGACCGUUAAGUAUCUGCGUCUGGACCGGUACCACCAGCGCUUCCCACAAGCCCAGGGCUCCAGCACUCCCUUGAUGGCCUCCAGCCUCCACGGCAACGCCCCGGGCCCCACUACAAACCGUCUGCAGCACCGCGGGGCGGCCCACUCCUCGGGCUUCUCGUGAAGGCGCCGCCAGCUGUUGGAUUUGUCCUCUGUGCCCUCCCAGCAUGACAGCACCAAUCUGCUGCUGCUGCUUCACAAUGGGGAACACUUCAGCCUGUGUCUCGGGAGAUGGCUUUUUUUUCCUUUUGUUUGUUUUCUUUUGUUGUUGUUUUUCCGCAAGAGAAGCUGUUCAGCUGCGUGGUGUUUGUUUUUAAAUAAUCUUUGUAUUAAAAUGUUCUGGAUUUAAGGGUUCAGGAAGCAGGAACAGUUCUUCUGGACUAUUGACGCGUGCACCGACUCCAAACCUCACUUCUACAGUAUGACUGUUCGACGGAGGUCGUUUGGGUGCCGUGUGAAAACUGGGUGCAUGCGUCAAUACAACAUGGCGCUGAUUUCCCCAGAAGAUGUGCGAUGUACUCCCUGUUAUUAGUCAAGAGAAGACGGCGUGAACCGCCUGUCGAGACUGCGCUGUAAAUACAUGCGAAUGGUGGCACAAGCUUUAUUACAUCAUCCGUAUUCAAAGCUAAACUAUAAGCUCCCUUCCCUUUUUUUUUUUUUUUCUUUGUUGCUGCUGCUCGGUUCCCAUGGCAGAGCACAUGUGCAUCCAGAGGCUCCCCGGGAACAGCCUCCGUGAUUGUCGGCUUCUUCAUGUAUCUCGUGCACAACUUUUUCUGUCCCCUUUUUGUUAUUUGUAAUCCAGACUCUGAGCGAUAUACCAGAAUCAGGGAGCAUACACGCCACCUGGCACUUCCUCCUCUACUUGUAAGCCAAUAUAUUCCCCAAAUUAUUCCUAUUUUUACUUAUGUUUCCCUCCCUCGAGUCACGUAAUUUUCUUUAUGCACGCAUAGCAACUAACUUCAGGGUGUUUCAUGUCCAGUUUACAAGUUGAGGGAACCAGAUGCUGUCGCUACUGGUCUCUGAGCAUUCGGCCUCUCGCAGUGACGCUACCACUCUUUUAUUGCCAUAUGGAGUACUGUGAGGAUAUAGACAAUCCCUGUAAGGAGACUAUUGAACCUAAGGAUUUCCUGAUUGCUCGUGCUUUUUUCGAUAGCACCUGUGUAUUUAAAAAAACACUAAAUAUCCAGGCAUUGGGUGGAUGUGAUUCGAUUUUUUUAAAUGCAGUGAAUUGGAAGUUAGAUUCAGUAUUUGCAGUGUGUGAAUUGUACAAGUGAUGCACAUUUCAAAAUGUUUUCAAAAACCUGUUGCAACGGUUUGCAGCAAGCAACCCAAGUGUGCCUUAAAUUUGUGCUUUAGUUUUUUAUACUGUCACUAGACAAUGUGCUGGAUUUAAGAAAGUUUUAAAGGAUGAGGAAGGUCUGCCAUGGGUGGAGUUUUGGAGGUUGACAUCUUCAUAUUUGGUAUUUUGUAGCAGUUUUCUUGAUAUUGAACCAAAUGCUUCUCCUUAUUUAUUAAUAUUGUUUAUAAAUCAGCUUUGGUGAUGUACUAUUUUAAUGUCAUGACCUAUUAAAUGUUUCAUAACUUUUUCUUUUCAAUGAGGAUACAUUACAUCCGCUUCCAAACAUGUCAGGAUGUGUCCAAUGACAAAAUAAAGUGAACUCUUUGCAAAAUAAACAAGCUGAUCUAUGCAUCA
Gasterosteus aculeatus aculeatus (three-spined stickleback) is the source of this 4213-nucleotide messenger RNA. RefSeq names its product LEM domain containing 3 (gene lemd3). Lineage: Eukaryota; Metazoa; Chordata; Actinopteri; Perciformes; Gasterosteidae. Gene Ontology annotation, molecular function: chromatin DNA binding. Gene Ontology annotation, biological process: nuclear envelope organization; negative regulation of BMP signaling pathway. The record is from RefSeq and is a predicted model, not a curated record.